Aegilops tauschii subsp. strangulata is the source of this 1215-nucleotide messenger RNA. NCBI's taxonomy places the organism in Eukaryota, Viridiplantae, Streptophyta, Magnoliopsida, Poales, Poaceae. The record is from RefSeq and is a predicted model, not a curated record.
AUGAUGCGGAUGGAGCCUGAAGAACUCCAGGAACGCGCGGAAGAAGGUGCUCGCCGGCAGCCCGAACCCGCGCUCGAAGUGCGUGAGGAAGACCACACGCUCCUGCCCCACGGGCCGAGGCCUCUGCUCGCCGCGCGGCAGGCGGACGCCGACGUCCGUCUCCCCCAGGAGGCACCGCAUCGCUCGGAGUUGGGUGAUGUCCUCGGAGUUGAGGUUCUAAACCCUAGUCUUCCGCUGCUGCCGCCGCCACCGCGCGCCUUCUCCGUGCCGCCACCGCCGCCGCCUCCCAUCCGCCACCGCCCGCGCGUGAACCGCGCCGGCCGCCGCUACCCUCCUGCGUGCGCGCUCCUCCAAGCCGCCACUAGCCCCGCCCGUCCGCUGCAACACUCGCCAGCCGCCGCUAGCCCCGCUCACCCGCUGCUACCCGACCCGCCGCUAGCCCCGCCCGCCCGCUGCUACGCGAUCCGCUCCGCUAGCCCCGCCCGCCCGCAUCGCCAAAGCCGCUUCGCCUACCACGCCGCCAGCCCCGCAUCGCCAAGCCGUUGCUGCCGCGCGUACCGCUCGCCCAGCCGCCGCGUAUCGCCCGGAGCCACUGCCAGUCCCAACCCGAGUCGUCUGAGCCGCCCCGUCCCGUCCUCGCUAUGUCGUCCAUCACCUCCUCCGCGUCCACCAACUCCAACCCGUUCGCCGACGCAGGCGGACUCCUUCUACUACACGUGGAAGACAUAUUUUUCCCUCGUGUUUUGGGAGUAUCACCUCAUCGACCACGUGGACGGCACCGUCGACUCCAGCCUCGUCCCCGAGUUCCAUGACUGGUCCAUCAUCGACACCACGAUCAUCCGCUGGUUCUUCCUCACCAUCUCGCCGGACCUCUUCCAGACGGCCGUGCAGGACGGUGACGAUGCCUGCGUCGUGUGGACCAAGCUGAACGGGCUCUUCACCGACAACCAGCUCCAGCGUCACGUUUUUUUGCAGCAAGAGUUUUUUGGGUGUCACCAGGACAACACCUCCGUCGACGACUAUUGUUGCCGCCUGAAGACUCUCGCUGAUGAGCUCCGCGAUAUUGGCGCGAAGAUCGAUGAUGACAUCCUCCUCAGCACGCUCACUGCUGGGCUCAAUGAGGACUUCGACAACGCCGCGGUGAACCUCAGCCUCAUCCCCAACCCGUCCUUGCCAGGUUCAUUGCGUACCUCCGCUUGGAGGAGCGGCGGAUGA